CAUCAAUUAGAUUGCUUCCACGACCACCCCAUCUCGCACCACCCCCGCGCCCCUUGAACUGUACCCGUAAGUUGCUUCACCCGCCCAUCCCUCGCCGCACCUGCCCGUAUUUGCCACGCGUUCGAGAGCGGCUGCCAUGGGGAUAGCAAGCCUCGACCGCAACCUGGCACCGGGCGCUCGACACCGCGUGCGCCGCCUCGACACGCUGCUCAACGCCGCAGCCGCGGUGCUUUUGAUCCAACGACCGCUUCUCUGACAGUGUCCCCGCGCAGGUUCAGGAGCGUCACUCACCGCCUCCCGCCCCCCUUCACACCGUAGCUCCACACACGAGCACACGCCGCAAUCAUGGGUCUCACAUUCUCGAAGCUGUUCGACAAGCUGUGGGGAAAGAAGGAGAUGCGCAUCCUGAUGGUUGGUUUGGACGCCGCCGGAAAGACCACAAUUCUAUACAAGCUCAAGCUCGGUGAAAUCGUCACCACCAUCCCCACCAUCGGCUUCAACGUCGAGACCGUCGAGUACAAGAACAUCCAGUUCACCGUGUGGGAUGUCGGAGGCCAGGACAAGAUCCGCCCUCUCUGGAGGCAUUACUUCCAGAACACCCAGGGCAUCAUCUUCGUCGUCGACAGCAACGAUCGCGAUCGUGUUGUCGAGGCCCGUGAGGAGCUCCAGCGCAUGCUGAACGAGGACGAGCUCCGGGAUGCCAUGCUCUUGGUCUUCGCCAACAAGCAGGAUCUUCCCAACGCCAUGAACGCUGCCGAGAUCACUGACAAGCUCGGCCUCCACAGCCUCCGACAACGCGCUUGGUACAUCCAGUCCACCUGCGCCACGAGCGGAGACGGUCUGUACGAGGGUCUCGAAUGGCUGAGCAACUCGCUCAGGAAGGCUGGCCACAACUAAGCCGAUGCACCCCGACCGCCGCGAUGACGAUGCGACAUGCCACCGUGCCCAGGUCUGCCUGCGACCCAGACAACCCUCUCUCAACCCCGCCUUACCACCCCCUAACGACCUCGGAAGAACCUCUACAAGUGUGUCUGUGCUUGCGUGUUAUUCAAAUCGGAUGGUGGAGCGGACAGAUUUCCUUUUCACCACUGGAGUUUGUGAACUGCCAUGAUCGCUACAUCAUUAAAUGUCACGGAUUGUUUGGUGGUUCAAAUCGGAAAUAGUCUACCGGGUACUCUACAGUGCUACUAUCCAAUUUGAGCCUUUGCUUUUGCUACAGACUGCUGCUCUGCAGUUUCCCUAGCGGUUGCCUGCCUGUGAUAUCAUGACUCGGCUCAUUAGAACCAGGGGGUGUUGGGUUGCAAGAUUGUUUCCAUUCACAACG
Molecule: messenger RNA, 1324 nt
Organism: Paraphaeosphaeria sporulosa
Lineage: Eukaryota; Fungi; Ascomycota; Dothideomycetes; Pleosporales; Didymosphaeriaceae
Product: ARF/SAR superfamily
Exons: 4
Coding region: 346-897 (183 amino acids)
Biological process (GO): intracellular protein transport; vesicle-mediated transport
Cellular component (GO): cytoplasm; plasma membrane
Molecular function (GO): GTP binding; GTPase activity
Source: RefSeq, a predicted model, not a curated record